This is a messenger RNA of Notolabrus celidotus (New Zealand spotty), 3366 nucleotides long. Its product is annotated as vasodilator-stimulated phosphoprotein-like. Bases 446 to 1723 code for a protein of 425 amino acids. The transcript is spliced from 14 exons. Gene Ontology annotation, molecular function: SH3 domain binding; profilin binding. Lineage: Eukaryota; Metazoa; Chordata; Actinopteri; Labriformes; Labridae. Gene Ontology annotation, biological process: axon guidance; actin cytoskeleton organization; neural tube closure. The record is from RefSeq and is a predicted model, not a curated record.
UAAGCCUACUUUAAAGCUAGCGCGCUGGGCCAAACUCCAAUGAAUAUCCCACACAGACCGACCGACUGGACGACUGUUGGAGCGGAGUAAAGUCCAGAACAGACAUUCGUCUGGAUUUCAACCCAAAGAGUGCGAAUAGAAGUGUUGGUGAUUAGUUCGGCUUCACCUCUGGUAGAACCCAGUGAUUGGAGUUGACAAGCCCGCUCCACCACUGUAUCUGUCCUCUAACCCCCCCUCCCCCUCCUCUACCACUCCACCACAACCAGGAAAUCGUCGAGGUGUACUCCUCGACGUUAUUGUUGGCUCUGUGUUUUCGGGUGUAGAUGCGUGUUUUUCGCCGAAAUUUGUCUGUUUUUAUUUCAGUACAUUGACUUUUAAAGUCGGGCUUCAGCUUUGAAGUCAGCUAAACUUGCCAACGAGAAGAGGAUAUCCACUCUGGCGAACAAUGAGCGAGUCAAGUAUUUGCCAGGCUCGUGCAACUGUAAUGAUCUACGAUGAUGGUAAUAAGAAGUGGCUGCCAGCAGGUGCCGGGGCCCAGGCCUUCAGCAGAGUUCAGAUCUACCACAACCCCUCCACCAAUGCCUUUAGGAUAGUGGGACGCAAGAUGCAGACGGACCAGCAGGUGGUCAUUAACUGUCCAAUUGUUAAAGGUCUGAAGUAUAACCAGGCUACACCAAAUUUCCAUCAGUGGAGGGAUGCCAGGCAGGUGUGGGGGCUCAACUUUGGGAGUAAGGAGGAUGCAGCCCUAUUUGCCAAUGGCAUGUCUCAUGCCCUGGAGGUGCUCAAUUCCAUGUCAGAUGCAGGUUAUGCAACACUACCCCGCCAAGUGUCAAAUGGACCUACACCGGAUGAGCUUGAACAGCAGCGGAGGUCGGAGCAGCAGAGGGUGGAACAGCAGGAACGGGAGCGACAGGAGCAGGAGCGUCAGGAAAGAGAAAGACUGGAUAGAGAAAGACAAACUGCUGCAGCCCCUAUUCCCCCAGCUCCACCUUUGGCCCCUGGAGGCCCUGCUCCUCCACCAGCACCUCCUCCACCCCCGGGCCCUCCCCCUGCUGCUGGCAUCCCACCCCCACCAGGACCACCUCCCUCAGGACCUCCCCCAGCCCCACCCCUGCCAACUGCAGGAGGAGGAGGAGGAGGAGGAGGCGGAGGAGGAGGAGGCGGCGGCGGAGGAGGAGGAGGCGGCGGUGGCGGCGGUGGCCUUGGUGGUGCAGGAGGGUUGGCAGCUGCUUUGGCCGGGGCUAAACUACGCAAAGUAUCCAAGCAGGAGGAAGGAGGUCCUGCAGCUGCAACAAACAAAGCUGAUUCCAGUCGCAGCAGCAACUCCUCUGGAGGAGGUGGAGGUGGGCUGAUGGGUGAAAUGAGUGCCAUCUUGGCACGAAGGAGAAAAGCUGCAGACACUGGAGAGAAGCCACCUGCGAAGACACAAGAAAAUGAUGAUGCAGAGCCUCAAGGUCAAAACGACACUCUGAGAAAACCUUGGGAGAAAUCAUCCAUGUCCAGGAAUAACUCAGUCACUAAGAGCAUGGACUUGCCUCCCUCACAGUCCCAAGGUUCCAGGGCAAAGCCUUCAGGAAACACUAAUGAUGUGGGUGGAAGUGAUGACUCAGAUUUAGAGAAAAUGAAACAGGAGAUUCUGGAGGAGGUUCGAAAGGAACUCCAGAAAGUCAAGGAGGAAAUUAUUGGAGUCUUUAUUCAGGAGCUGCAAAAGAGAAACACAUAGUUCUGCUGAGUGUAAGGCAUAUCAGAAGGCUGUGAUGGAUGAAUAUGGUCAAGGCCAGCUGGAAUCUCUCCACCACUGCACCCUCCCAUUUAGCCCAGGGAUUAUUUUUGUCUGCUGCACAUUUAGUCCUUCUCUUUCUCUAUUCAAUGAACACAUGUGAGCUUACUUCCUAAUGUAUACAUCAUGCAUAUUCACUUAAUGUAAAUUGUUACCCAGGGAACCUCCUCAUGUUGCCAUCCAGCGCUUUUGAUGAUUACUUGCUGCUGUGGUUAUCUCACCUAUCCUAUAUCUCCCCUGUUCAUUCCUCCCAUCCCAUUGUGUCCAUUUUGCUGUAUUCAUCUCAACCAAUAUAUAGCACAUAACACAGCCACAGUUGCCCUCCAUUUUGUGACCAUGUACACUUAAAAUAUUUGUUUCUGCAGAAAUCCUGCUACUUGUGGUCUUCUCCCUUCUACUAUUAGAAACACAAUUCUACGCAUUCUACAGUAUUCAGGCACAAUGUAUUAAACAAACUACUACUCAGCAAGAUGCUGGCUUGCUGAGAUUGUUUAUCAGUCAGUCUCAGUCUGCAACCAAUUGUUUAAUCUCAAACACUAAUUUGGGUAGUAAAGAUGAAGUCAUCUACUUGUUGUAAAUUGUCUCUAGUGGAGUAGUGGAUCGAUGUUUGACAACAAAAUGGAGGAUUCAUUGGCGGCCCUGACUCCCUGACUACAGCAAAGUUUCUCCCUCAAAUGGACUUUGAGCUCCAAGCCAUGGCUAAGAACAUUUGAAACACACCUGUCUUCACUGUUUGGAGGAAGUUGGAGGAAGAUAAAGACAGGCAAAGGGAACUAGGUGGACGGUCUGAACCAUGUGAAAGAAGCGUGUUGUAGUUUUAUGAUGUAAGAGGUUAUUUUCUAUGCAUUGCACUUGCUCCAGAGGAAGUGUGCCUGUGUGCCACACUGCCUUGAUAGACUAUUUACUUUCACUCAGAAUGAGAUAAUGAUGUGUGCAAGUGUAGAGACUCUACACUGUGCUUAAUCUAGUUAUAUUCUUCCAUUCUAGCUUAUUUUUUACAUACUUCGAAGCAUGAAAAAUGGCCAUGAUGAGGUCAAUUAAUUUGGCCAUGACCAACUGCCUUGAGUAAACAAAACAAACAAAUAUAUAUACAUAUAUAUAUAUAUAUAUAUAUUUAAAAAUCACUUUUUUUGAGGGAAAUGUUUUCAAAAAAGAAAUGGUGUUCUGUUUUUAAUUGAAAUGACUGGUGAAUGGGGAUUAUUUUUAUUUUCAAUUAUUUUUUUCUAAUGAAAUGUAUUUUUGGGUUUACUGUUUCUAUUUCUAUUACACUAGGCUUUUUACACUGAAAUGUAAAGACAUCUGCUUAUAGACACUGGAUUAGAGAUGCCUUUAUAGCUGAAUUCAGCUGCGUCUUGAAUUGAAUUGCUUUGUCUUGAGUUAUCUAUAUCCAGAUCCGUAUCAAGUGGUGAGUUCCUCAUUUUCAGGCAAAUGAGUGUGGCACAAACUCACGUACACAGAUUUGCAAAUACAUCUGUGUAGAAGAGCGGCUAGAAUAAGGCCUAGCAUUGAUAUGUUGUGAAAAAGAAAAAUUAAUUUGUUUCAUUAAUAAAACACUUCAGAGACCUUUUUAUUUAGAUGGAAAAAUA